CUAACCAUCACAAUGUAUGUGUGUGUGUUAAUCAAGCGCCUUACUCCAAUGGCUUCAAUAAGCUUUCUUGAAGCUUCCAUAGCCAUCUUUUGCUUUCUCAUCCUUCUUUACUUCUUCAAAAAAACAACUCAUGGCCGGCUCCCUAGGAACUGGCCGGUUCUCGGGAUGCUCCCCUGUCUGCUCGCGGUGCUCCACCGGUGCUAUGACUAUAUCGUUGAGAUUCUUGAAAUCUCUGAUUUGACAUUUUCAUUCAAGGGACCGCUGUUCGCUGGAAUGGAUAUGUUGCUCACGGUUGAUCCAGCUAACAUUCAUCAUAUAAUGAACUCAAACUUCUCAAAUUACAUCAAAGGAUCUGAUUUCAAAGAAGUUUUUGAUGUGUUCGGAGACGGAAUUAUCACCACGGACUCUGAGCUAUGGAAGAAUCUGAGGAAGUUUUAUCAAGCCAUGCUCCAUCAUCAAGCGUUUCAAAAGUUUUCAUUGAGUACCACAACAAGUAAACUCAAGAACGGGCUUGUUCCUCUUCUUAAUCAUUUUGCAGAGGAAGGAACAAUUGUGGAUUUGCAAGAUGUACUCGGAAGGUUCACUUUCGAUACAAUCUUAAUCCUUAUAACCGGUUCUGAUCCUAGAUCUCUCUCCAUUGAAAUGCAUGAGGAUGAAUUAGCUAAAGCUCUCGACGAUGUUGGAGAAGGGAUUUUGUUUAGGCAUGUUAAACCAAAAUUCUUGUGGAAGCUGCAAAAAUGGAUGGGAUUGGGACACGAGAAGAAGAUGAUUGAAGCUAAUGCUAUUUUUGACCGUGUUUGCGCGAAAUACAUAUCAGAUAAGAGAGAAGAGAUUAUCAGAUCACAAAGGUUUAAUGAUAUUUCCUAUGAAGAAAGUGAGGAUCUUUUAUCUUCUUUCAUUAAGCUAGAUACAACCAAGUACAAUCUCUUGAAUCCGAGUGACGAUAGGUUCCUCAGAGACACUAUUAUGGCUUUCAUUCUAGCGGGAAGAGAUACAACUGCCUCUGCUCUCACUUGGUUCUUCUGGCUUCUCUCUGAAAGCCCUCAAGUGGUGACCAAGAUUCGCCAAGAGAUCAUCAGCACAAAUCUAUCAAAGACCAGAAAUGGCCAAGAGAAUUUAGACAAGUUGGUGUAUUUACAUGGUGCGUUGUGUGAAGCAAUGAGACUCUAUCCACCAGUUUCCUUUGGGCGCAAGUCUUCUAUCAAAUCAGAUGUGCUUCCAAGUGGCCAUAAAGUCGGAGAAAACUCUAAGAUUAUUAUUUGCCUUUAUGCGUUGGGGAGGAUGAGAGCGGUUUGGGGAGAUGACGCAUUGGAAUUCAAGCCAGAGAGAUGGGUUUCUGAGAAGGGAAGCUUAAGACAUGAGCCCUCCUUCAAGUUCUUAUCGUUUAAUUCCGGUCCAAGAACUUGUCUAGGUAAACAUUUAGCUAUGAAUCAAAUGAAGAUGAUGGCCGUGGAGAUAUUACAACACUAUGACAUUAAGGUUAUUAAAGGACAAAAGAUUGAGCCAGUUCUUGGUUUUAUAUUGUCCAUGAAGCAUGGACUUAGGAUCACAAUUACUAAAAGAUGUCCAUCUUGAAAUUAUAUGAAUAAAUCUUUGUCUAGUUG
Messenger RNA from Arabidopsis arenosa, 1604 nucleotides. The record is from the annotation of a GenBank genome assembly. NCBI's taxonomy places the organism in Eukaryota, Viridiplantae, Streptophyta, Magnoliopsida, Brassicales, Brassicaceae.